AUGUAUUCGCGUAAGUUAUACAUCGUUAUCCAUAAGCAGAGAUUCACGUGCGACGUGUUCCAUACUUUGUACCUCCAGAUCGACAAUGAAUCCCACCAUCCUCAUCUUGGGUUAUCGUCCCUCUUUGGGCUUGCUUUAGGCUUAAAGGCUGGAGAUUGUGAAGUGUGUAUCUCGGUCUUGACUCGGUUCAAAGAUACCUUGGCCAAGGGCGAGGAUAAGAAGACCGAUGUGAUCGAGAAGAAAUUCAAAGCCUAUUGUAAAGACCUCAAAUUGAAGGAGAACAGAUUCUGCUACUAUCUGGGUGGGACCGAGGAUGCUGCCACGGGGAUCUUGUCCAAGAUGUCCCAACCUUUGUCUUGGGGCAUGCCCAUGGAUAAGGUGUGCGAGAAGUUGCAAAAGGCUGACAAACAGAUUUGCGAGCUCCGAUAUGACAAGCAAAUCGACUGGAAGAGCGUGGAUCUGAAGAAGCUGAAGGUGCGUGACCUGAAGAAGAUCUUGAACGAUUGGGACGAGGUCUGCGACGGAUGUCUGGAGAAGAGCGACUUCAUCAAGCGGAUAGAGGAGCUCAAGCCCAAGCACAUGAGAGAGGAGCUCUAAGAGACAUUUGGCACAAUGAGGAUCCCACUCCCACUCCCACUCCCCCUCCCAACAGCGACCCAGUACAGACCACUUCUGGUGCAUAAGUGCAUGCUUCCAAGGAAGCCUCUCAUCUGUGAUCUACUGUACUGUACCGUUGUCUUGUUUGUUUCUUUUUCUAUCUCCGGACGUGUGUGCGCGUGUGUCAUACGCCGCCGUAAAAAAGCGCAAAAGUAGCUUGAUGAUAUUGAAUGUAUGAGAAUUAAAAGCCGAUCUUUCUAGAUAUAGAUCCUUCCAUA
Molecule: messenger RNA, 875 nt
Organism: Tigriopus californicus
Lineage: Eukaryota; Metazoa; Arthropoda; Copepoda; Harpacticoida; Harpacticidae
Gene: Manf
Product: mesencephalic astrocyte-derived neurotrophic factor homolog
Biological process (GO): dopaminergic neuron differentiation; neuron projection development
Cellular component (GO): endoplasmic reticulum
Source: RefSeq, a predicted model, not a curated record